UUUGCCAUUCAUUCCGUGCCCAGCACAAAGCUCGGACGAAUUGUGGCCCUGGAUCUGGUGCUCUUGUAAAGUCCUCCGCACCAAAAAGCCAUGGAAUUGGAAGUGCCAAAGUUAGAAGAGCUGGCAUUGACUGAGAUCGAUGGUGAGCCUUGCAUGCCCGGAGUCGAGACGAACUUAGCGGAGCUUCUGCUCACCGCCGCCCAUAGUCGACCUGAAGGACUCUGCUUGGAAGCUGAGGCGACUUGCUACACUUUUGCUCAGGUGGCGCGAAUGACCAGCUCCAUCCGCAAAGUUCUGCGCAAAGCUCUGCUCUCCUUGCAGUUGCCGGCCAAGGAAGGCCAUGAGCCGGAGGCAUUUGAGAGACGUCUGGAUGAACAUGUCGUCACCAUUGUGUUGGAUCGUGGCGUUAAGAGUAUCGCAGCAGUGCAUGCUGUGAUGUUGGAACGCUGCUGUUACAACGCCUUUGAUGUCGGAGAGCCCUUGGCGAAAUUAAAGUCUUGGGUGGAGGUGAGUCGACCUCCAGUGAUGAUCUCCAGUGCUGCCAACCUGAAGCGCCUGGGCGUCAGCGACGUGUCGAAGGACUUGGGCGACUUCCCGCGCUUGGUGGUGGACGUGGACGUGGCGCUGAAAGUGGUGAAGUCGACUGUACCCCAUGCAGCGUGUUCACCGGAGGAUUUGGAUCGGCUGGCGUACUUGAUCUUCACCAGCGGUUCCACGGGGAAACCCAAAGCGGUGAUGAUCCGCCACAAAUCAGCGUUGAAUGUGGUGCGACUGUGGACCAAAUACGUGGGCCUAACGGCGGAGGACCGCUUCGCGCAGGUGGCCUCGAUGUCGUGGGACGUGCACGUCAUCGAAGUCUACGGUACCAUGGCGGCCAGGGCUACCUCCGUGACCUGCGAGGAUUUGGUGAAGAAAUCAGGGCCCGAUAUGCUGCAGUGGUUGAAGGAGCGAGAAAUUACUGGGAUGAGUGUGGUUCCAUCCCACUUGAGAUCCAUGGCACAAGGCGAUGUCUCAAGGAGCAGCCUGCCACAGCUGCGGCUGUUGGACGUGGGAGGUGAAGCUCUAGGACUGGAUGUGGUGGAGACCUGGGCGCCGGGGAGGAAGUUGUUCAACAGCUACGGCCCCUCGGAGAUCUCGGUCGUCUGCACCGGGACCUAUGUGGAAGCGGGUGACGUGAUCACCAUCGGCGCUCCCCUGCCCACGUAUCAGUGUCACAUCUUGGACCCCGAGACCUUGACACCGGUGGAAAGCCCGUCCACGCGUGGCGUGCUCUUCGUGGGGGGCAUCGGCUUGGCACGGGGAUAUCUGGAGGAAGAAGAGAAAACCAAGGCGAAGUUUCUGGACCAUCCCCAGCUGGGUCGAAUCUACAACACGGGGGACCUAGCAGCGUGGGACGAAUUUGGACGCAUCCAUUACCACGGCCGGACUGAUUGGCAGGUGCAAGUGAGAGGUAUUCGCAUUGAGCUUGAAGCUCUGGAGCAAGCAAUUACUGCUCUUCCAACGGUCAAACACUGCGAAGCGCGGGUCAUCGAUGAUCGUUUGGUGCUGUUAGUCUCUGGCGAAGAAAGCUCUGAAGCGAACCUCAAGUCCACCGCAGCGGCCCUGGGCCGUGGCUAUGUGCUGAGCCAGGUGAAAUUUGUGGAUGUCGACGCUUGGAAGUUCAACACCUCAGGGAAGCUCCUUCGAAAUGUGGUGCCGUUCGAGGCACCGGUGGCACAGAGAGAUGCAUGGGAGGCCUUUGAUAAAAGCGGCGCCAGCGAAUUGGAACAGGAGAUAGCCCAGUGCAUCGCGCCACAGGUGAGCGACUUGGACCGGUGGAGCGUCAACUCACAUUUCAUGGAGGACUUGGGCAUUGACUCAGGAGGCUUCGGACGCCUCAUCUCGCGCAUGCGACAGGGGAAGGGCAAGUUGUGCCAGGUGAAUCUGCAGAUGCUCUUCGAGUAUCCCACGAUCCACGCCCUGGCCUCUCACCUCCAUGCCGUGGCCGUCUCCGACGUUGACGACGCCGUGGUUUCCGACGCGGAGGACGGUGCCUGUGGCGCCGUGGCGGCCGCAAUUCUGGAGGCGGUGGAAGCGCAUCCGCACCGCGUGGCAUGGGAAGAUGGAUGUGAAUCCAGGACGUAUCUGCAGAUCUAUCGUAUGGCCCUCGGUUACCAGCGCUUGAUUCGUUCGAAGAUGGCGGCCGCAGCGCCGGCACAGUUGGUGGCUGUGUGGAUUGAAGGAUUCGGGCAGCAGAUGGCGGCGGUGUUGGGAAUCAUGCUGGAAGCCCAAACUUUUUGUGUGGUAAAGAGCAAGGAAGAGUUGAAGGCAUUGAAUCCCACCAUCUGCUUGGCCCCGAAAUGGGUGAAAGACACAUGUACUGAGAUGGACUGUCUCUUCCUGGAUGCCGGUUACGCGGCGCAAAUGGAGCGCCUGCAGAUUCUGGCAGCACGUGCUGCGCAGGAUGAAGAUGUCUGUGGCGUUGCGCUGGUGGCAGGUGUGCCGGUGCCGGUGACCCACAGCACUUUGCUGAGCUGCUGCGCCGAAUGGCGUCCCCACUUGGCUGGGCGGCGCAUGGCGCUGACCCCGCUGACCCCGCCCAACGCAUCGAUGGCCACCGCGGCGCUGGCGGCGCUGUGCCACGGCGCCACGGUGGUAGACGCUGGGAAGGUGGAGAUCUUGGUGGAGGAGAAGGACGCAGCUUCUAGCAGCGUGUCAGCACGGGUCACGCCCAGUCGAAGGGUGCUGAUUUCUGGCAAGACGUGGCUGACCUCCACGCCGGAGUUGUCCCGUGGCUUCACUGUGGGCAGCUUCGGGAGCAUGGGCACCGGCGCGUCGCCCAAGUCGAUGGCAUCGGAGUUGGCACCCUACAUUCUGGGCUCGCAGAAGAGCUUCGGGCCUCGCAGCUGGCCGGUCCUUUGCGGCGUGGUGCAGGGCGUGGCCAUCUUCGCGCAGCCUGUGAUGGUGGCGGGACGUUUGCUGCUGGCGGACCGGCUCUUGUUACCGGUGGCCUUGGCUAUCCCACUUUGGCAGAGUCUCGUUGCAUUGCUGACCUUACUGUUCUUUGAACAGCUAUUGCGCGUGCUGGGCUUGGCGGCCGUGAAGUGGACCUUGAUUGGCCGCUACCGCGAGGGAGACCAUGAUAUUUACAGCUUGUACUACUUGCGUCAUUGGUUGGUGGAACAUUUGGCAAAGGGUACCAUCGUUGGACAGAGUGCCCAUCAAGGGAGCAGCGUGGCCUUUCUCUUCAUGCGCAAUCUCGCCUUAAAGGCCCUAGGCGCAGAUAUUGCCCUAACCUCGGUGGUGACGGCACGUGUGGUGGCCUAUGAUCUCAUCUCUGUGAAGGAUUUGGCAACGGUGCAUGGCCCACGACAUUUGACCGGUGUGAACUACGGCAGCCGGCGCAUGGUGCUGCGGAAGGUCAAGGUGGGCGAGGGUGCUUUUGUCGGGCCCAACUGCACCAUGGAGCCUGGCUGCGAGGUUGCACCUGCGGGCUAUGUUGAGCCGCUGUCCACGGUCUCUGCUGGAACUUUGGUGGAGGGCCGCGUCACAGGAGUGCCUGCACAGGUCGUAGGUCCAGUGGACCUCUCGCGCCUGCCAUCCGUGGACGAAGUGCAGAAGGUGCGGCGCAACAACGCCGUGGUGGCGCUGGGCUACUGGCUGCUGCUGUUACCCAAGGCGAUGAUGCCCUUCAUGUUGGUGGUGCUUUUUCGACUACUUCAACGUGAGCCUUCGUUGACUGGUCCUGUGGACUUCAGCAGACCGUCCCUGGACGCUUUGCCUCCCAUGCUGAUGGCUCAACUGCCGUGGUUGCCUUUGAUCGCUUUUGCUGCUUCGAUGGUGCACACCAUUCUGCAGUUGCUGAUCACCGCGGUACUCUGCAGGUACUUGCCAAAGAUGAAGCCGCCCUGCACUUAUCCUUUGACACACUGGCGUGCACAGAUUGCGGGCUUGAAGAUGUCGAUGGUCUUGCAGGCAGCGGAGAUGUUGGCAGAUGCCUCCAUCGUCCCAGCCUUCAUCCGCCUCUGUGGUGCUAAGAUGGGCCCCGGAUGCGUCAUGGGCUUGCAGGUAACCCUCCCUGAGACCUUGGUGGUUGGGCAGAAGUCCUUCUUCGCCACAGGUAACAUUUUGACCAGUGUGGAUGUGGAUCGUGGGCAGUUCAAGGUGCCGUGCAUCACCUACAUGGGUAAUCAAACAUUUUUGGGAAAUCACAACCAUUUGCCCGAGGGCUUACCAGACAAUAGCUUCUGCGGUGUGGGGACUUGGCUCCCCAAGCGACCAACGGAGCCAAACAUGAGCUAUUUCGGGAACCCUGCCAUGAAAUUCCGCCGCCUUAGCAGUCAAGCUGCAGGCAACGUGAACCAGGGGCCAGAGAAGGCGCAUUUCUUGGCUCGUUUUUGGCAUCACUUCAGUACCAGCGUGAUGGACGUCUUCCUCUACCGCGGUGUGCAGGGCAGCACCACCGCCAUGGCCUUUUUCGUCAGUCGCACGGUGUGUCCCUUCGUGAGCGAAGUCUGGGAACCCGUGAAUUUGUUGCUCAUUUACAUUGGCUUCGCCCUUGGCUCCUGGUAUCUCUUCUCCGUUGUCCUCGGCAACCUGCUCUUCAAUGGCCAUGCGCCUCGCAGCAAUGCCUAUUAUUCUACCACCGUCACCCGGUGGUUCACGGCACUCACCGCCCAACAACGAGUAUUCAAGCUGCCCUUCCAGACAGCUGGCAGCCGAUGGCAAGCACCGAUCCUGCGUCUUCUGGGUGCGCGCGUGGGGAAGCGAUUCUUCUGCAUGAAUGAAUUGGUCUUAGUGGAUGCACCCUUUACAGAAGUGGGCGAUGAUGUCACCGUUGACUAUGAUGGCCAAAUCCGGUGCCAUUCCUUUGAGGAUUUCCGGCUGAAGUUUGUUCACUACAAAAUCGGGCACCGGGUGACCAUCAUGUCCGGAGCCAGCGUCGCCAUGUGCGACGCGGGCGACGGUGCAGUCUUGCGGCCUGGCAGUCUCACCUGGAAAGGAAGCAACUUGGAGCCGAACACCGUGUACGAAGGCGCUCCAGCGGCGGCACGAGAUGUGGAGAGCGGCUCAGGACCCACGCUGUUGCAGAAGACAUCCAUGCUUCAAACGAAAUAAGUCGUUCUCAGCAUUAGAUGCUUUUUGAUUCCUGGACAGUGACUUGCGCGCUGACCAGGAGAAUUCAAGUCUGCUCAAUUAGUAAAAUUCUGAUCAGGAAUUCAUGAAGCAUCAGAGCACACCACAUCCCGAGUGAUG
Molecule: messenger RNA, 5235 nt
Organism: Cladocopium goreaui
Lineage: Eukaryota; Dinophyceae; Suessiales; Symbiodiniaceae
Source: the annotation of a GenBank genome assembly